Molecule: messenger RNA, 14314 nt
Organism: Pocillopora meandrina
Lineage: Eukaryota; Metazoa; Cnidaria; Anthozoa; Scleractinia; Pocilloporidae
Source: the annotation of a GenBank genome assembly
CCAAACAACAGCACACUGGGAAACUUGAUCAGUUGCCAGUUCUCUUCAGACGCCAGACUGAGUCUCUCUUCGUUGAGGUCAAUUCGAUCAGAUUGAACGACUUUUCAGCGGCAAGUCAGUCGGAACUAACAUAUUUUGAGUAACGUAGACGAAGUCGACGAGCUAUGAAGUUAGCGAAGUCAAAUACAGCGUUCAUCUGGUUGGUAUUUUGUGCAGUUUCUCUACACAUGAACCUCGUUUCGUCUAAGAUCAGGAAACACUACAUCGCAGCAGUUGAACGAAGGUGGAACUAUGCUCCGAGUGGCUACAACAACGUGAAAGGGUUGAAGCUUGACGAAGAUAGGUGAUUACGGUAUUUUCUUUAAUUUUACGUGAACGCACGCGGUUAGAUUUCGAGAGAAGUAACAUGCAAGCUUCCGCCUCAUAUCAUGAUCAUGAUCAGGCUAUUACUAAUGUUGUAAGAUAUUUUCCUGAGAAGCGAUUUAUAACACCGCUCGCGGUGCAAUAAUUCCCUUCCCUGAAAUUUCUCAUCCAUGACACAUUUCACGUUCAAUUGACGUGGGAAAUGAUAAUUACACGUGGUAUUCGCCGUGUUAUUCGAGUUCAAAGUUGCGAUUUUUCAUACACCUUCGAUCAUUUCAUUCCCUGUAGCUCAAUACCAUACACAAGGAGACCUUCAAUUUCUUUUAUAUGCAAAUCUACGGUGAAAAAAAUUGCGUGACGGUGAUAUUGCAUAACAAAUCGAACUCUUCUUAUAAAUAAAGUUUUCGAUAGAGAGCUGUAAAUGUGAUUUUACAACUCAGUAAUAGCGUAAAAUUACAAGGUGUCGUCUUUGAUUAGAUUUCUCCUGAUUGUGCAAAAUCUUAGCAUAACACUAGCAUGACACUUCUCCAAGCAACAUUUUUCCUUCUGUUCAACAUGCAACCCCAUGCCCCUACGAGGAAAAUGUUUUCAGUAUUCGAAUAAAGCGUUCGACGGGUCGUGACGGAAUCAGUUGGGGGGAAAUCUCUUUAAUGCUUCGGGUCAUUUUAGUCCUUCCAGCUCCAAGCAAUCGUUGGUGAGACCUUUUCCUUGCAAGUCGAGUGAAGUGCGCGCGGCUAGAAGUACUUUGAGCCUCUCAAACGAAAGCUGAAACGCACUCAGUUGCUUCCGGUUGAAAGGGAAUAUAAACCGUAUACAUUGCAGAGAAUAUAGAGAUCAUGUGUAGUGUCACGUGACUUUCGUUGUAGACAAACCGCGAAAGUUUGGACAUUGAGUCAACCACCCUCUACCCUUGUACGAACUUCGGCUUCGGCAUUUUGUUGUUAAUAAUUUCCAAUGUCGUGAAGAAUUUCCAUGCUCAAAAUUGACUUUUUUUGUAUCAUAUGUUUGAUUAUUUAUCAAGCGAGUUGAUAUUUCGCUACCGCUAUAGUAGAUGCGAAGACUAUAGCAAGAAGCGUUCCAGCAUGGAAUAAUCAUACUAGUUCUGCGUGCGUACGGUGAUGUAUCUGAUAAGGUAUUUUCAAGAAGUUAAGCGCCUAGAUUGUCAAAUAAAACCACGUCUGAUGGGAAAUUAGUGCCCACAAAUCGCUGUUGAACGUCAGCAAGCCUUGAUUCCCAAAGUUAAAACAGUUUUCAACGCCAUGACCGCAUACGAUUUCGGUCCCUAAGUGCACCAACACGAUGGCUACAAUAAAGAGUGGCACUCCUAGUACUUGCAAAACGAUUCCCGAUAUCCCAAUCUUGUGUAAGAAACGCAAACGGCAAUUCGUUCGGGUUUUCCAUUUUCCUGGAGAAGUUAGACGAAAGGAGAGAAGCCAAAGGUGAAAAAGGUCAUGUGAUGGAGGUGACGCGUUCGUGUGCACGGAGGACAGCUGCGUGUCUACCAGGAUAAACAAGAAUAAACCAGAGAUCUUCAGUUGGUAUUCCUUUACCACGUCUGUUUUGCCUUUCUCUGAAGGCUGCCCCUGAGCUACAUAUACAUGAACACCCUAUGGGUGGUUUAGUUUGGAAUUCAAACUUUUUGGCUACCUGCUUAGUACUAAGGUGAUAAUUUCUCGAACCUUCCAUUUUCUUCCCUAGAUCCAUUCGUUUUCUCAUACGAUUAUUUUUGGUGUCUGGUACACGUACAAACAUGUUCGCCGGCUAAUGCGGGGCGCAGUCGAUUGCUCAACUCGUUCCUUUUGCAUCCCGAAAGAAGCAUAGAAUGCGUUCUUCCAGCAUCGAUCGCGAUUGUUAUAACUGCAAUUGCGUAUGAAAGGUAGCUGUGUUCAGUAGGAUUUGGACAUUUUUAACCACCAACAGAUCUUUUCUCAAGAAAAUUAAAAUGGAACUGUUAUAUAAAGCUUCUGUUCCGCUCAGUGAAUCGAACCGACAUUAUUCUUUCAUGCUUUCUUCGUCUGAUCUCGAUCUUCUCCAUUUUACUAUUCAUCCAAACACUAGUGGGGUUGGGAGAAUUUGAGGCAACUGUAGGUGCCCAAGUUAGCAUGUCUAUCGAGAAUUGUCCCCUCACCCCCUCCCUCCCCGAGGGUUUUGAAGAAGCUAAGGGACCGGGGGAGGGGGUGGGUCGGAGUAUUUUGGUUGAGCCGCAAUAAAAUGUAAUGGAAUCUCUUAUGAGGCUCUGUGAUAUUCCUAUGAUCCCGACUUAUUUGUACUCAAUUUUGUCUUGUCCGCAUUCUGUAUUCAAUUGGCGACGACUGAUCCCCCCUCCGUUCCCCCCUGAAAACCAUGUGAUCCCCGCAAAAUCCUCCGUUCCCCCCGCCCCUUGACUUGUCACACAUGAACCUACAAUCAGCGACAAAGUUGUUGACACAUUGACCUUUUCAACACCCAACUACUUCAAUUUCAUCUCUUUUGCCCUAGUUGAAUAAACCUAUUCGCCCCGUCACCUCGAGGGGGGGGGGGUCUUUCAACACCCAACUACUUCAAUUUCAUCUCUUUUGCCCUUUUUGAAUAAACCUAUUCGCCCCGUCACCCCGAGGGGGGGGUCUUUUCAAUGAUAAAGAUAAUGUUAGAAACAGGAGUGUCAUUCAACUCAUAAAAUGAACUCUUAAACAUGAUGUAUAAAUUAAUUUUGAUGCCGAUUGUAAUAACGGCCUACCUCACUAUAAAGAAUCUCUGUGGUAAGGAUAUUAUAGUUUUGCCAGAAAAGCAAACUCCGUUGUGUUUUUUUUUUUCACUAUGAAGUGAUGCCGCCGUGUUCACCACAAGAGGUGCUCACACAAUAGGGAGCGUUUACAACAAGGUGCUCUAUCGUGAGUACACAGACGGUACCUACACCAAGGAGAUGGACCACCCACAAUACCUCGGCUUUCUAGGGCCCAUAUUGAAGGGCGAGGAAGGAGACACGAUUGAGAUCCACUUCAAGAAUAAAGCUAGAAGGAAGUUUUCGAUGCAUCCACACGGGGUCUUCUACAGGAAGGACUCUGAAGGUGCUUUAUACGAAGACAAGACCACUGGGAGCGACAAGAACGAUGAUCACGUGCCUCCUGGCGGAAGUCACAUAUACAGUUGGAAGCUAACGAAUGCUCACGCACCAACAGACAGUGACGAUGACUGUCUCACGUGGAUCUAUCAUUCGCAUGUGUUGCCUCACAAGGACAUUAACACUGGGCUUCUAGGUAAUCUUAUGUGAUAAAUAGCUCAAUGUAAAAUGUGUGGCUAAGCAGCUAGGUCGAAGAGUGUUAGAGACAAUCAAUGAGACAUUUUCAAGGAAAUAUCUCCUUCUUUUUGUCUGGCGUUAAAGCUCCAGCGAGAGAAACAACCAAACAAUUCUAGAAAAUAAACAAAAUUGUUUGCGGGAAGGACUGUAGGAGACUUAGAACUGACUUAUUGAAGAUUAUGUUUUAGACGAGAAAUUAAGAUAAUCUAGCCUUUUACCAUUUUUGACGGUGAGUCAGAUGACGAUGUCUUCUCGUUCAUUAACUUUGUGGUUCAAUGUCAGUAUCUUAGCAACUGCGCAACUACCCCUCCCCUAACCUAACAACAUUCAACUUAUAACAAGCUACGGUUCAUGUUGGGUAGGUACUAGCAUUGAUUCAACUUUGUCAAUUCAUGCCGUUGUCUGCCUUUAGUACGCGUUGCAUGCCUAUCUAUGCGAUAACCGUAUUUUUCCUUUAAAUUUUGUUUGAUUACUCAUUUGUUUGUUUAUUCACCUAUCGAUAUUUCCGCUUUAGUGAUUUCGCCCCGUCAAAUUGAAAAGACGUGGGUUGAUUGUGGAUAGCAGGUACAAAACUGUCGCGAUUUUGUUCUGGGCUGGCCUUCGCUUCAUGAAUCUUGCGCUAAAGCGUGGGAUUGUUACUUUAAUUAUUUCAGGAAUCAUGUUGACUUGUAAGAAGGGAGCUUUAUCUGACGAUGGACCCAAAGGAGUAGACAAGGAGUUCGUUGGUCUUUUCACGGUGCUGGAUGAAAAUGAAAGUUGGCUUCUUCAGAAGAACAUCGACGAGUUUUGUAAUGAUCCUUCGGGAGUGAAAACAGAGGACGAAGAUUUUCAAGAGAGUAACAAGAUGCAUGCCAUUAACGGUUACUUCUACGGAAAUCUGCCUGGCCUGGAGAUUUGUCUGGGAGAUUCUGUCAAAUGGCACUUGGCUGGGAUUGGAAAUGAAGUGGACAUUCACACUGGUGAGUUUGUCAAGAAGCUUAAGUAAAAGGGCUCGAAUCUUGUCUACACUCGAGUAAUGUUUAUGUUAAGACGUCGAAAGAAUUUUGCUGGCCCCCUCCACUUGAUAGUUCGCCUACUAAACAGCGUUCUCUUUCGAGCCCUCGUGGGACUUUGUGUUACUUCUUUGGCAAUAAAACUUGCUUUCUAUCGCUUUUCUCAAAUCAGGAGUACGAUGAAAUCGGUAUUUACAAGAUGGGGAACCUGACGAAUUACGUGAGUGGGGGAGGGGAGUCACCAGGGUUUUCAGUAACUUUUUCCAUAAACGGCUGUCGAUUGUGUAAUGAGGGUGUGCCCGGAAAAGGAGACGGGUCGGGGAACAUGCUCAUUCACAAACAAAUUAAAAUCUAAAAACACUGAAGUGUUAUUUCCAGCGUUCUGGGCUCCUGCUCGCUCGCAGGCUUAAGGGACGACGAUAGGAGGUCUUAUGGAAGGGAGGGAGUUUAGACCGCCAGUAACCGGCUCCAAUUGAAACCCUUGGGGUAACCUGUGAUAGACUAGUAUUCUUAGACAUCUUAGUCGCUUCAAACUACAGAAACCGUCGGAAGCUUUGGUCGCAUCAAUGGACUGAUACGACAAUAAGGUGUCACCAUAUUAAAGUGUCAACUUACACCAUAACCCGGCCAAGACUGGGACCCACACUUUUUGGGUAUAGAGCUCUCUGUUGACCAUUUAUGGACAAGUGGGUCCUCAACGAAAUAUAGCUAAUUACGUAGCAACUGUGCUUGUCCCUGGCUCUUGUUUAAUGUUUAUUAUUUUUUUCACAAAUGCAGCUUACUUUCACGGACAGUCGUUCAUUAUCGAUGGUCAUCGCAAAGAUGUAGCUUCUCUUCUUCCAGCAACUUUCGUGACGGCAACUAUGAAGGCACUGAACCCCGGAACGUGGAUGUUGAAUUGCCUCGUCAACGAUCAUUAUAACGCUGGUAUGUAUGCUUUGUACAACGUCACGAAGUGUGCUGGUAAGAGUGAUUACGUGCCAACGGUGAGUGGCGGGAAAACGAGGACGUACUACAUCGCAGCAAACGAGGUACCGUGGAAUUAUGGGCCAACUGGGAUGAACAACAUGGAUGGCCAGAGUUUGACGAAGCCCGAUAGGUAAACUGCCUCUAUGUAGAAAAUCUCUUCCCUUUUCAAAUUUCAAGUAAAAAUUUUUCUCUUCUUCUCCCCCUUUUGUAUUCUUUUUGUAUUCACGCGCGGCGCGCGUGAUUUCACAAAUUUGCCGGCAAUCACGUAAAAGAACUCUAACCUUGACAUUGGGAAACCGACGUGGACAUUUUUGGCGUACUUUUAGUUUGUUUUCGCGGAGUUCUAGUCAUUUGUUUUUUGAGCUUUCGUGCGCUUAAAUCUGUUACUCCUUUAUUUGGAAUUUUAAGAAGUUUCGGAGUUUUUAUUUUAGCCAAACGUGGUGGUUUAUUUAACAAGUUUAAUACAUAUUUUCUACGGAGUUUGGACUCUAGCCUCUUUUUUCGUAACUGGAUUUUUUACACUAUAUAUUGGCAGAGAUUUCAUUACCCUUAAACCAACGACGGGGCUAGAUUUUAGUUUACUGUAAUGCGCGAAUAGGAUUUUUCGAUUGAAUGGCGUUUGACGCAAAGCAAAGAAAUUAACGUGGCCAAUUAGAACAAAGGUAAAAUAUCAUAAGAAGUCAACGAGAGCUUAGGGUAGAAACAAGCGCGGUAAGGGCGAGCGACUAAAUCGUAAUUGGUUUCCGUGUUGCAUCUGAUUGUUUGAGCUUGAGGGAGGCGCGAGUUUUCUGAACCAAUCAAAAUUAAGAGUAAUUGACAGAGUGGGAGCGGACUAAAGCAAAACCAUUACAUUUCUGGAUUACUUUAGACACUUGAUUGGUAAUUGGUAUUUUAAAAGAUAUCCUUAUAUAAAUGUUAUCUCCGAAGGUUUCCCAAGCCUUGAUUAAAGACAUACAUAUACGGUAGUAUAGUUACUUGAAACUGUGGCAUACACAUGAAAACGCAUCGUAGAACUGUUUCGCACUGAAAUAUGAACGUUGUUCCAAGAAAUGCAUACAUUCAUCUACGAUAGCAUUUAUACUUACUUGAAACCGUUGCAUAAAAAUGAAUGAUGCAUGAGAGAUGCAUUCAUACAUUUACGAUGGCGUACAUACUUACUUGAAACUGUGGCAUACGAAUGAAAAUAUACCAUAGAACUGUUUCACACUGAAAUAUCAACGUUGUUCCAAGAAAUGCAUACAUUCAUCUACGAUAGCAUUUAUACUUACUUGAAACCGUUGCAUAAAGAUGAAAAUAUACCAUAGAACUGUUUCGUAUUGAAAUAUGAACGUUGUUCGAAGAAGUUGGCUGCAAUAGUUCUGCUUUUUUGUGUGUAAGCUGGGAAAAAGCCUUCUCUCUCUUCCGAGUUUGUCUUUAUUUGUUUACACUCAACCGUGGCUUCCAGUGUUCUCUUAAUAUUCAUCCGCUUUCAUUCGAUUCUUUCGUUAUGUAAAGUUGUUUUUUCUAGCAACUGUAUGACGAUCAAUUGGUCACACAUUGUGUGACGACCCACUACGAACACUGUUGAUAAUAACGCAUAUCAUUUUUCGUUUCUUUGGUCAGCGGCUCAGCUGUGUUCUUUGCUCAAGGUGUUCACAGAAUUGGUGGAACGUACACCAAGGCGUCCUAUGAGGAGUAUACCAACAGUACUUUCUCCGUGAAGAAGGAAAAACCGAAACAUCUCGGGUUUCUUGGGCCUGUGAUCCGGGCAGAAGUUGGUGAUGUGAUCGAGGUCGUGUUUAAGAACAAUGUAAGAAAGCUGGGAUGUGAUUUAUUUCUAAAGUGUUUAUUGGCUUUUGUUGAAAAACUAACAACUUUCAGGGAACUAAACGCUUUUCGCUUUUAAAUCAAACCAAGCCAAUUUGAAAUGAGGAUGCAAGUGACCAAGUCGCAAUUGGAUUAAGUUCAAGUCGAAGUUGAAUUGUUUGCGAGGAUGGCGCAGGUUUUGUAGACUGACUAGUCACAGAGCGCAAUGACGGAAAGGCUCAAUUAAAUAGUACUUCAAGGAGGGUAAACCCCCACCCUCCCCCCCAAAAAAACCUACUUAUUACCUAACAUUACAGAAUAAACGUCACAUGGGAAAACAGAGUUCUCGAGAAGUGUCCUCUAACGAAGACGUCUUCCAAUGUGUUGGCUGGCCAUUGGCUACCGCGUCUGCGCGAGUCGUUUGUGGGAUGAAGAAGAAUUUCUUAUAAUGGAGAAAAAUCUUUAAUUGAUAUUAGGCUUAUGUGGACAAACACCACUGAAUAACCCAGACGGAGACGAAGGUGGUGAAUUUCAAAUAGGAAUCACAGUAUAUAUACGAGUUCUUGAGAUAGUCUUCUCAAGUUUUCGGUUCCGUAUCCAGAGAAUAAAGGAUUGUAAUGUUUACCCACCUUUUGCCAUUGUUUCUUAGUAAGUUUUUCUCUUUGGACAGGCAACUCACAACUACAGUAUUCAGCCGCAUGGAGUUUUCUUCAACAAGUCAAACGAGGGAGCCUUGUACCAAGAUAGAACAUCCGGGGCUCAAAAGGCUGACGAUAUUGUGCAACCAGGCCAGACGUACACUUACCGGUGGACUGUGCCCGUGGAAGUGGGUCCAAGUAAGAGUGACUCUCAAUGCAUCACAUGGUUGUACUACUCCAGUGUGGAUCCUGUCAAAGACACUUAUUCUGGUGAGUGUGUAUUGAGUACUCUGGAUCUGAGGUAAAUGAACGUCAACUGUGUUUUCGGAAUUUUGAACGUGUCUACAAAUGAGUCAAUAAAUAAAGGGGUUAAGUUUCUAAAUAAACUGUGGUGUUGCGUCGGUGGGAGAGUACAUCAGGGUAAUGAAGUAUUAUCAACUGAGUUGAUAGCGUAAAUUGGCCACCGUAAGGGGUUUUAAAGCUGACGUUUCGAGCGUUAGCCCUUCUUCUAUUGCUCUGACGAAGGGCUACCGCUCGAAACGUCAGCUUUAAAACUCUUUACGGUGGCUAAUUUACGUUAUCAACUCAGCAGAUAAUACUAAAUUGCACAAUUUUGACUGUUUGAUUUACAGUUAUAAAAACUUUGGAAGGCGUAUUUUUUACUUAUAGCGCGAUGAAAUCAGGGCAAUUACCCUAUAAGGCCCAUUUUCUGAACAAUAAUUUGUUUCAUUUUCUUGAAAAUACUUCACUGUACUUUAUAACCUUUGGCUGCAUCAUUUUCAGAAGUGUCAAACCUUGAAGUGCCAUCAGUCUAAACGAUUCUGUUUUGGUGGCAUUUCGAAUGCUAAAUUUUCUUAUGUCUGUCAAGCAAAGUAGAUGCGACUUCAAUUACUUUUUUACGCUAUCAACUCAAUUGAUAAUACUUAAUUAUAAAUUAGUUAAUCUUCAGGGAUCACAUGGAAUUAGACUCUUGAAAACAUUUUUGAUUUGUGAGUAAAUAUUGAUUUGUUGUUGCUUUCAAGGUCUUUUUGGUCCACUGCUGACUUGUAAAAAGGGAUCAUUGAAGGACGACAACACACAAGAGAACAUCGACCAUGAAUUCGUGCUGCUGUUUACUGUAACCGACGAAAGCGUGUCUUGGUAUCACGAGGAGAACAAGAAGAGAGCGAAUAAUUCUGGUACAAUUGACGAUGGUACGGAAAAUAUUAUAGUCAGAGGAUCACCGAGAAUCGUCAGUGAUCGUCAGAGCUCGUUACUAAUCGACUUUGAUCGUCAGAGCUCGUUACUAAUCGUCAGUGAUCGUCAGAGCUCGUUACUAAUCGACUUUGAUCGUCAAUGACGUCAGUUGUCUUCUGUCAUCGACCUUGAUUGACAAUAUCGACCAUGAUGGUCAAUCGCUGGUUGUGUUCGCUUUUAAUCUUUAGUUAUCCGCAGAGAUCGUCGGUAAUCGGCUAGGAUCCCGAUCGAUAUCAGUGGUCUUAGCGUUCAUUACAUCGGACAUAAGUGAUUCUUUUUAUUUUCUUUUGUUGUCGUUCUUUUCGCAGUUCGCAGCUUUUAGACUUCCUAUUCCAUGAACAAAAUGGCAGCGCAAAAUUCAAUAACAAAGAUCAAGUUACAAUCUUUUAGAUCUUUCUCAAAGUCUGCCCUUCUCAGACUAGAAAGGCUUCCCGGUUCUUUGUGUAGAAUACGCACCAACAAUAAGACAGACACUGCAGAGAGAACCAUACAUACAAGCAGACAGACUCACAGAUAGACAGAAAUAACAUGGCAGUCAAAAAGGGAGGAAAAAACAGCAGUCAGACUAGCAAUGAGGCAGAGAAGUAGACGGACAUGAAUUCAUGCAGCUUUUCUGCGCGAAUUUGAUAGCUUUUAAAUGUGGCUCGUCGGAAUUCCUCAUCUCAAAUUAUAUAUUCUGCUUGGCUCUUGCAGAGGAUGAAGAUUACCUUGAAAGCAACCUGAUGCAUGGUAUCAAUGGAUAUCUAUACGCUAACCUUCCUGAUCUAGAAGUCUGUCUUGGGGAAAAAGUGUCUUGGCACUUGAUCGGCCUCGGAAAUGAAGUAGACAUGCACACAGCUUACUUUUACGGAAACACUUUUUCUGAAAACGGUCAGAUGAAGGAUACAGUCAGCCUCCUGCCAGGUAAUGAAGCAGAGAGAAAGAAGGAAAGCGAUGCUCGCCUAAUUUUUUUUAGUUUAAUUUUCUGCAGUGGGACGGAAAACGAUGAAACCAAACUGUGAUAAAUCGGUGUUUACUUGUGAAAUUGGUUUCUAUCUGCAAUUUAGGUGCCUUCUCUAUAUGUUUGGUUUUAACCUUGCUACACCUCGACGUGAGCAGAUUUCUUUGUUAUACCCCACCCACCCCCCGCGGAGUAUCGGUUAGUUUUUGCCCCCAGCAAAAUAUAUGUGGGGCGAAGAAUGGAACUGAGGGGAGAGGUCGUAAGAGGUCUUCACCAAUCUCCUCUCGUUUAUGCACUAGUCGACGUACUUUCUUUUACUCUGCGGAGAAUUUUGGAAACAAUCAACAACAGUCAGAAUGAAAUAAAUUAAAAAAAGGAAUUGAUUUCCACCAAUUGAAAAAUACUUUUCUCCGCAUAAUACUAAUCGAGGCGGUGGAAGGAUGAGAGAAAGUUACCAAACCUAUUUUAACUUAGUAGAUCGGAUUUUAUGUUUAAAUGGGAAACGAUAUUCACAAAUUUGAAAGGGUUCGCGACCAAAUAUAGUUGUAUUACCAGUGAAGCCGUUGUCAGUUCCUACCAGAUUUUACUCAAUCUGGAAAAGAAACCAGAGGUUUUCCGGGGUAUGGUGCUAGUUUUUUUGUUCUUUUUCAAGGGGUGUUUUCUACACUACAAAUGACUCCUGAUAACCCAGGAGAAUGGGCGAUAGUUUGUAGGACCAACGACCACUAUUCAGCUGGCAUGCAGGCGAAAUAUAAGGUGAAACCUUGCGGUAAAGUGUCCACCACAAAGCCUCCUGGGACUGUUCGACGAUACUACGUGGCAGCAGUUGAGGAGGAGUGGGACUACGCGCCCACUGGAAGAGACGUGUUGGAAGGGAAACCGCUGCAAGAUAGCGAGUUAGUAUACAGUGUCAUGUAGUGCACUGUACAGUGUUAUCUGUUGCGCUUGUCACGCAACACAGUAAUCAUUUAACCCUCCUUUCGAGGAAACAAAUGAGCGCAACUUCACGCAUUCAAUCCGCUUUUUAAUUGUGACCUCUUUUUGUUCUGAUUUUUUAAACUUAUUUCUAGAAAUGGAUUUUUUUUAACAAGGUCGAAAUCACUUCAAAAUAUGACCAAGGGUCUUUCGCCAAUUUCUAUCCUGACUGCUCACUUUGAUUUUAUAGGUUAAGUUUAGAAGCACAGUUUUAUUUUAGUUUGAUAGCUUGUGCCUUAUAGAGUAUCUUUCUAUCCAAAACACCGUUAAAAAGGUAAACAACUGAUAUUUGAUCUCAUGACACGUAUUUUAUCAUAUCAGUUCAGUGUAUAUCCUGAAACUCCCAGAGCGAUUAACAUUCAUCUUCUCCCCGCAAAUUCAGUAUAUUCACCAGCAAAGAGGUGAUGAAAUUAGAUACUUAAAACAUCUAGCGAAUGCCAAUGGAUUCAUGUAACACCGCCCAAUUUAUCGCUGCUUAAAUGAGGAAAAACUAAACGAAUCUGUGGGGUUAGGAGGUUAAAUACAAAGAGGAGAUUGAACGUGAAAAUAGGUGGUUUUUCUAUAUUUCAGUUUUAUAUAACUCCUAUGUGCAGUGUUUUGUAUGGCCAUAUGUUUUUCUCCCUUUGUCCACAGAGAGGCUGCUACAUUCACUGUCAAUAGCGCCAAUCGAAUUGGCCGUAAGUACAAGAAAGUUUUAUACCGCGAAUACACCAGUGCCCAGUUUACCCGACAGAAAACGAGGACCGAGGCUGAGAAGCACCUCGGGGUACUGGGUCCCAUGUUACACGCCGAAGUUGGAGACACAAUCGAGGUGACCUUUAAGAAUAUGGCCAGCAGAAAGUUCUCCAUGCAUCCACAUGGACUGUAUUACACGUAAGUCAAAACACUAGCUUGUGAUGAAGUUGUUGAGGGGAAGUAGUAUUAGUACGCCGCAUUUCAGUUCGAGAAGUCCUGGGUUUUAGCCUUGACCGGAUUAUUUUCUUUAGGGUAACUGAGAAAUCAGAUGGCAUGAAAAUUUAAUUUCUUUCAUGAACCUCGCAGGAAAAAAAACGAGGGUUCAAAUUAUGAUGAUGAGACAUCACCAGGUGACAAAAUCGACAACGCAAUUAAUCCCGGAAAAAUCUUCAUCUACAAAUGGCAAGUUCCUGAACGCGCGGGUCCUGGACCAAAUGGCCCAACCUGUGUCACGUGGGCUUAUUACUCUGACGUCGAUCCUAUAAAGGACACAAACAGUGGAUUGGUGGGACCGCUGGUCAUAUGCAAAAAGGUAAGUUUGGCCAUUAUUCUUCGCAUAGAACUCUGUCAAUCUUUAAAAAAAAGGGACGGAAAGGAGGGGGGGUGGUGAGGGGUUAAAAUGGUAUGCAAAUCUACAGAAUCGCGCCAACUUUUGGCCCAACUUAUCUAUGUACAUGCAUUUUCGUUCAAAUUUGUCCUUGAGUUAUUUUGUAUUCGCUGCUGAUGUUUGGGCAAGUAGCGUGCAAACGGUACAACACUUCACAAACUGAACUACUGAGCUGUCGGGUCAUUAAGACCUCGAAGGCCUCUCUUAGUGGACCAUGUUUUCUUUCUCAAAUAGGGGCGUAUCAUUCAUUCUUCAGGUCAUAUCUUUGCUAGUGUUUAGGUAACAAGGGGGAAAUUCCACUCAGUUUUAUCUUUGAUCAAACGACUAUUGUUUUUUUGGGAAAAAAAAAUUCAGGACACGUUAACAGCAACAAAUUCCAGAAGCGAUGUAGAUCACGAGUUUGCGUUGUUGUUCACCGUCCUUGAUGAAAACGAGAGUUGGUAUUUGGACGAAAACAUUGACACAUAUUGCAAGAGUCCCGGAAACAAAGACCAGCUCAAAGAUGACGAGGAUUUCCAGGAGAGUAACAAGAUGCACGGGGUGAAUGGUUUUGUGUUUGCCAAUGCGGACGGUUUUAAGAUGUAUCAGAAUGAGAAAGUGGACUGGUACCUACUUGGUAUGGGUAACGAGGUCGACAUGCAUACAGUCCAUUUCCACGGUCAAACAUUUUUACGUGUAAGUGACCAUGAAAUUUAUACCAAAAUAACUGAUAUAUCCUGGCCUAAAGAUAAUAGUAGCCACCUAUAUUCUUGUUGAAAUGUAGGUCUAAGCAUGGUUUAUAGAGCUGAAUGGUUCUGGCAAUUGCAAGCGAAAACCAAAAUCACAACGGUGUUGAGGUUUAUGUCGGUAGCCUCUAGACCUUUUCGUUUUUGUGUUCAUUCAUACAAUUAGAAAUUAGUUAAUCAAUUUGAUGUUUCCAUUUCUCAGCCAUUUUAACAUGAUUGGAAUGCUAUCGAAUAUUUUGCGCGAUCAAUUCCAAAACACCUGACAAAGACAGCAAAGAAUUCUGCUGGGUUCCAUAACCGGUGCGCUUCACCAACUAUAGCUCUAACAAGUUUUGACGUACAGGUUCUCUUGCUAAGUAAAAUUUCUGUGCUGUUUCCUUCAACGGCUCUUGCUAGAAAAAAAAUUGUAAAGUAGAGCUCAUCCGCAUUAGUGGGGAACUCAGAUUUAGUCCUUCUUCUCUGACCCACACCAGAGUUUUCAACUAAAUCUGGUUACCAGAUUUCUACCAUCUUAAGACCUCUUACUACCACCUGUUGAGCAACCAGCACUCUUUUUUUAUACCCACAAUACUAGAAAUUACAUUCCCGAGGUUUCCGACUUUUCUUGGGGAGCACGCUUCCAAACCUCCAUAUAGGAAAGGGGCCUCACGGCACCUUUUCUGGGAACAGCCGCGUAUUACACCAUCUGCAGCCACUUAUGGAAAACGUUACUGAUAACCCUGCACUCACGUGACAGAUGAAAAACGUGUUUGACUCGUAAGCAAAUUUAGCCUUUGAAUAGUCCCCUUGUUCAUCAAUUGGCAUGUAAAUUUUUGGAAGAGGGCACUUUUCUAAGGAAACUCUUCUUCUUACGAACAUUUCUUCAAAUUUUACCAAUUCAAAUAUUUUUCAACAGAAACAUGUCGGCUAUCACCGCGAAGAUGUUUACGAUCUCUUCCCAGGAGUCUUUGCUACCGUGGAGAUGAUUCCUGAUAGCGUAGGGGUCUGGUUGCUUCAUUGUCACGUGAACGAUCACAUGGUCGGUGGAAUGCAAACGCUUUAUACUGUUUAUGGUAUGUCUCAUUUCUUUUAG